GUUUGUAUGGGCGGAGUGAUCUCCGGUUGGUAUAUUGUUUAGAAGAUGCCUGGGCAAUUGGACGAGCGGUAUUAGGUAGGUGAUGGAGCAGGACGGCCUUCCAGCCGAAUUCCGUCGGUACGAUGUCCGACCAGCUCACAAGGAGUCGGAGGUCCGCUCUCCAGCCCUGUCCGGCAGCACCUCAAUGGACUACUUGGCUAUGGUUGGCGACCCAUGGCUCGGUGGUACGCUACCGUUCCCAAUUCGACCAUGUGUAUAGGAACGAACCUCGGCACGGAUGGCUAUUCGUCGCUUCCAUCAAAAGAGCCGGACCGGAUGCAGCGCGUGCAAGACUCGCCGAGUCAAGUGUGAUGAAAGGAAGCCUGUGUGCAACAAUUGCAUCCGCAGAGGCACGCCAUGCGAAUGGCCCACUGGAGUAGCACAACCACCAUCGCCUCCACCUUCUGUGGAGGCGGGCAGAGAUGAGGCUUCUUACGACGCCCUCGAUCUGGUGCUUAUGCACCGCUUUGCCACUGUCACGGCCCUGGAGAUGUCCCCUGCUGCAGAGGCAAAGCAUGUAUGGCAGAACAUCAUUCCCGUGGAAGCCCACUCAGCGCCUCUCCUCAUGCACGGUAUCUUGGCUCUUGCCGGACUAGACCUGGCACGCAUACCAUCACCCACUGCAUCUACUUACCGGACCAGAGCGCUUCACCACCAACAGCUCGGUCUUGCAAUGUUCCAGGAAAUGCUGGUCCAGGACACCGCGACGCAGAUGCAUGCUAUCUUCCCCUUCUCCCUUAUGCUCAUCAUCAUCACCCUAGCUUCUGCUCAGGAAGAGGCCAUGCAGUGGUCAGUGGACUCGAUUGUGAACAUGUUCGCACUUUAUCGCGGACCUCGUGCUCUGGCCAAGAGUAACUGGGACACCAUCCGGGACUCUCACUUAGGGGCGUUGUUGUCCAAGGGUGACGCAGCAGAGGAUCCUGGAGUACCAGAGGACCUUCGGACGCUGCUGGAAAGGCUAGAUCGGUAUUGCACCGACGAGGUUGCUAUUGAUGCCAAGAAAAUGAUCAUCGCGGAUAUCGAACGGGCGGGACCCGCAUUGGAUCUCCGAGCGGUCGGCCACUGGCCUGCCAUGGUUUCGGAUCCCUUUUUCGCUCGCCUCAAAGCCCAAGAGCCAGGGGCUCUAGCUGUUCUUAGCUACUAUAGCUUGGUAUUGAAUGCAUUUCGGGAGAGGUGGUGGGUGGGUAACUGGGGUCGUAUGUUACUGACUGCGGUUGAUCAGGCAAUGCCUGAGCUUGAGAAGAAGCGCUUAGGCUGGAGUGCUGACAAUAUCAAGAGCCUCUUGGACGUCCCUCGCGAUAUCUGAGUGAAUAUCACAUUCUCACUUUAGACGAUGCGUCAGGCAGCCCGCUGCCAGGCUUGCAACUCCUACGCGCCUAGCACCUGAUCUACGAAGCAUUGGCCAUGUACAUAACCACAAGGCUUUUUUCCAAGGUGUGUUCCGAGCAUGUUGAUACUGUUCAAGUGCGAAAGUGCCAAGCACAAAGUCGGAACCUCUAGCUAUCCUACCUUACCUACGACUGUUAUAUUUCGAGGUUCGCAUGUUCGUUCAGUAUGCCGACAAAGCCGCAGCUCUCUUGCUCGUUGGCAUAGUGCUGCGUUUACCUCCGUAUGGAUGUCCUCACCGUCAGGUUUCACGCCCUUCUUUGCUGGAGAUAUUGUAAUACUGUGCUUGCUGAACCAUGUCCGGGCCGAACGAAGCAUGACGGUUCAUCCACAAGUCAUCCUAACCUAGACAGAACCUCGCUGCGAGUGUGGAGCGUGCGAAUUAUGCUUCACUAAGGAGACGCAACAACCAGCAG
Molecule: messenger RNA, 1841 nt
Organism: Baudoinia panamericana UAMH 10762
Lineage: Eukaryota; Fungi; Ascomycota; Dothideomycetes; Mycosphaerellales; Teratosphaeriaceae
Exons: 3
Coding region: 278-1345 (355 amino acids)
Biological process (GO): regulation of transcription by RNA polymerase II
Molecular function (GO): zinc ion binding; DNA-binding transcription activator activity, RNA polymerase II-specific
Source: RefSeq, a predicted model, not a curated record